UCCAACUAAAUGUUUCACUCUAUUAAUCUUUAACUAUUUCUCUGUGUGGCAGAUUAAGACAAAGAUGGAAGCAACAUCUAGCGGUGUUUUUGAAAGUGAACAUGAGGCAGUUUCACCAUGCAGCAGAGAUGGUGACAACAAGCUGGGAGCUCAGCUAUCCACCCUCUACUACUUUAUGUUUGUCUUCAGUCUUUUUGGCAACGGGCUGGUGCUGUUCAUUAUCCAUCGGUUCGAGAGGGUGGCCACUGUGACCAACAUCUUGCUGGUGAACCUGGUGAUGUCCUCCCUUAUCUUCAUGAGCAGCCUUCCGUUUGUUGGCAUCUACAUGCAGCUCUCUAACUGGAUUUUUGGCACAGUUAUGUGUAAGAUUGUCGGCAGUGCCUACUUUAUGGGCUUUUACAGUUCUGUCUUCUUUUUAACUCUGCUGACAUUUGACCGACACCUCGCGGUUGUAUAUUCACUACCUGCAGCACAAGUGAGGAAUCAGAGGUAUGCAGUCAUUUCCUGUGCAGUAGUGUGGCUGGUCAGUGGUUUCGCUUGCAUUAGACCGAUGCUCCUCCACAACACUUUUACAUAUAUUGACAACAAAACCUACUGUGAAGAGUAUCCUGGUGACCUUGAUUAUAUUGAUGUGGAGAAGCUGAUAAUUGCUGGAUUUUAUAUUCAGCUUUUCAUUUUCUUGAUCCUCCCUCUGGUUGUUAUUAUCUACUGUUAUGUUAGGAUCACAAUCACAGUCAUAUCAUCCAAAAUAGCAACUAAAUUCAAGACAGUUAGGCUGAUCUUUGUCAUUGUACUGCUGUUUUUUAUCUGCUGGACUCCCUUCAAUAUUGUAAUACUGAUGCAUGAUGAAGCCACUACCUGUGAAGACGCACAGAAACUUGGUUAUGCCCUUCAGAUAACUCGUAACAUGGCAUACUUUUACUUUUGCAUAAGUCCUAUCUUCUACACGUUUGUAGGAAGAAAAUUCCAAGAUCAGACCAAACUGGUGUUGGUGAAAUGUUUUCCAGGCUUGAAGAAGCACAUUGCUGUGACUGAAUGCUACCCAACUAACAUGCCAACAAAAGUUCUAACAACUGAUACUAGUGAUAAGAAGGAAAGUAUGAUUUCUUUAGGAACUAUUGGAAGUGAUGUGUAGGUUUUAGAACUUAACACUGUAUCAUACUAAUCAAUAGCUUACAUAAAAGCCUACAUAUCCACAGCUACAGGUAAUCUAGAUUAAAUUUAAAUAAAUAAGUACAUUUUAUGUACAUAGCACCUUUCCCAGACUGCAGUCACAAAUUGAUUCACAGUAAAUGGUUAAUGCAUGGUUAACCAUUUAUGGUUAUGGAUGGUUAAUACAAUAAAAGGAACAUUUAAAAAAUAAAUAGAGAAAUGAAAACAUCAUAACAACAUACAGUCAGUCAUAGCAGCCCUGGGACCAGUGAGGUUAAAAUGCUUGUUUAACAAUGAAUGUCUUAAUUUGCUUUUUAAAAGCAACCUAAGCAACGCAAAAAGUAGUGUGGGAGUUUAUUCCACCGUCCUGGUCCAACGGCUUGGAAGGAUCUGUCUCCCCCUAGGCAACUGUGUCCUCCUAGAAUGUCGAUGUGCCCCUGGGCAAGGCACUUAACUUCAAGUUGCAACUUGAAGGCAACUUGAGGUGUGCGGUGUAUGAAUGUGAGUGCAAUUGGGUGAAAGUGUCUCUAGUGUAAAGCGCUUUGAGUGGUCUGUAUGACUGGAAAGGCGCUAGUAUUUCCAGUCAUCCUUAGCCUAAGGAUCUCAGGCUACAAGCAUCAGUGUAAGGCUGAAUCAAGUCACAGAUGUGGGAGGAGCCUGCCCGUGCAAUGCUCUUAAUGUCAAUAAAAAAACUUAUUACAAGAACAAAGGGGUGCAAGAGAAAUGCUUAUAAAUGACUGUUUUAUUUACUGAAAAAGUCCAGUAUUAUGGUCGUUUUUAGUUCUACGUCACUGAUUUUAAACAUCCAAUGGAUGAUAAAAAUCCAUAGUGGAAAAGAUCUGCAAAUAGUGCAAAGCUCUAGUUUGUUAUCAUCAUUUUUUUCAACCAUAUUUUAUUUCUUUUGAUCUUCAGGAUAUACAGUUGAAACCAGAUAUUUAAAUACACCAUAUAACAAGUCUAUUUGGAAGACGCAAUGGUUCCCAAGCUUUAACUUACUGGCUGAUGUCAUGAGAUACUGGCUUAAGAGUUCAAAACAAUAUUAUUUUCUCAUAAUGCCAUAUAUGCCAUCUCAUAGUGCACGAGUCCCUCCAGCAGCAGAGCACACACACAUGAUGUUGCCCCCUCUGUACUUUAAAGUUGGGAUAAUGUUCCUAGGCUUGGAAGUUGUCCCCUUUCUCCAAAUGCACCAAUGGUCAUUAUCUCCAAUCUUAGUUUCAUAGAGCACAGGACAUGUCACUAAAACUAAAGGUCUUUUUGUGCAUUUGCAAAUUUUAUCUGGUUUAUUAUGUUACUUUUAAAGGUAAUGUAGUCUUUCUUUCUGAGUGGCCUUUCAGCAUAUCUCAGUACAAGACAUGUUUCAGUGUGAAAAAGAACACUCUUAUUACCUGCAAUCAGCGUUUUCACAAUGCCUUGGCUCUGGGGUUGAUUUGCAUAUUUCACACCAAAAACACGUUCAUCAUUGCAACACAGAGCCCUAUUCCUUCUUGAACAGCAUGAUGGCUGGAUAAUGUGAUGUUGUUUAUACUUGUACAUAUAGCUAAAUGUCAACUAUUUGAACAGAUGAAUGUGGUACCUUCAGGCAUCUGAAAAUUGUACCUAAGGAUGAACCAAAUAUGUGGUUCUUUAGUUUUCUUCCUAAUAUCUUUCCUUAUUUUGUUUGUUUGAUUUUUCUAUGAUGCCACAUAAGUAAGCAGUGUGCUUGAGGUGUUUGCCUAAAAUACAUCCACGGGUGUGUCUCGAUUGAACUCAGAUGUUGUGAAUUAACCUACCAGAUGCUUGAAUAGACAUGACAUCAUCAUCAUCUGGGCUUUCCCAAAUGCAAUGUGAUCUUAGUAUUAGUAAACUUCUAAAUUUGAAGAAAGUUUUAUCUAAAAAAUAUUUAAUUGUUCUGUCAUUUAGGAAAAAACAUUUAAUAAUUUUGGUAACCUUAAUUGACAUAAAACAUGAAACUUUUUGUCAGAUUUAAUGUCAAUGAAACAAAAUGUGUUUCUUCUUUUGCUUUGGAACUAUGUUAAAGUAUAAAGAGUAAUAAGCGUUUAUUUCCUUUGGCUGGUCCAUCACCAAUAUGCCAGUUUAUGUGCACCUUCCCUGCAGGCGAGUUGGCAUUGCCUUGGAUCAUCUAGAGAAGGCUGGUGGGAACAUUGCUUGUUUUGGUUAAGAUGGUUUCAUUAAGGACAUUCAUUAUCUUUUUGUAGACCUCCCUUGUCAUCUAUCCCUAGAAGGUUUAAGUGGGAUUUAGAUCAAGGCAACAUGGUCCAAAAGAGGAACAUUAUUCUCGUUGAACAAGUCUUUAGCCAGAUGGGUGUUGUGAACUGCAUAUUUUUUUUCCUGUUGAGAGUCCAAAUCAUCAACACAUGAUGAAAACCCUCAGUCAAGAUGGAUUUUCCUUGUAAACUUCCAUAAAGCCAGCCACCAUUUGACCCCCCUGCUCAACCUCAAGCUUCUCUGAGUACAUGAAAUAAUUCCCCAUUUGGGAUCUUCUUGCUACACCAACGAAGUUAAAAAAAAAUAAAAUGUUCUCCCACAUUUGAAUAUCCCAUCUUUGGUGCUUCCUUGCAAAGUCCUAAGGGAAAGGUAGGCAGCAUGGAAGGAGAGGUGGCUUGUUCUGUAUUCUUUAAGGCAUUCUCUCACAGUUGAUGUCUUAUGUAAGCAGUAGAACCUGCUCCUUGGUCCAGUUACCUGUCACUGUCUUCAUGGACAGCCCACUUGAUUCUCCAGCUCAAUUAAAGCUGAAUGUUUUUGGGUUAACCACUGAACUUUUCUGUCCCCAACCUUCAUGAUCUUUUAACACAUGACUUCAUUAACACGUAAUAUUGUUUUAUUGCGUCCAUCCUCAGCAGCUAUGUGCAGCUCAACACUCCCGACACAUUUAAAGACGGAAAGCCUUUCUGCCAUCAGUUGUUCAUAACAGAGAAGAAUACAUUACAGAAAACAACGUAAAAAACAGAUGGUCUUUUAUUUUUAACAUCAACAGCUUCUAUGAGGUAAAUACACAUUUCAAUGAUUUGGCUACCCCAUUGGUUUUGUCUGUGUGUGCGCCACUACUUGCAUGGUUAAUAUUUUUACAGUUUCUGUUAUUGUUGAUAAUAUGAAUGCUUACUAUGUUCUGUAACUGAAAAUGUUCAUGUUUUUGUUUAAUAAAAACACUUUACAAAUA
This is a messenger RNA of Girardinichthys multiradiatus, 4309 nucleotides long. RefSeq names its product C-C chemokine receptor type 3-like. The coding region runs from base 65 to 1135 and encodes 356 amino acids. Gene Ontology annotation, molecular function: chemokine receptor activity. Gene Ontology annotation, cellular component: membrane. Gene Ontology annotation, biological process: chemotaxis; G protein-coupled receptor signaling pathway; immune response. NCBI's taxonomy places the organism in Eukaryota, Metazoa, Chordata, Actinopteri, Cyprinodontiformes, Goodeidae. The transcript has 2 exons. The record is from RefSeq and is a predicted model, not a curated record.